Brachypodium distachyon (stiff brome) is the source of this 3835-nucleotide messenger RNA. RefSeq names its product lysine-specific demethylase JMJ25. Gene Ontology annotation, molecular function: chromatin DNA binding; transcription coregulator activity; histone H3K9 demethylase activity. NCBI's taxonomy places the organism in Eukaryota, Viridiplantae, Streptophyta, Magnoliopsida, Poales, Poaceae. Bases 165 to 3536 code for a protein of 1123 amino acids. The record is from RefSeq and is a predicted model, not a curated record. Gene Ontology annotation, cellular component: chromatin; histone deacetylase complex. The transcript is spliced from 16 exons. Gene Ontology annotation, biological process: regulation of transcription by RNA polymerase II.
CCAAAAGUUCUCCGCGCACGCGCGGGCGCGGCGCUAGCGGCGCGGCUUCAAAAUUGGCACUGGCCGCUUCAUUUUCUCCACCUUCCCUCCGCUGCGGGGCGCGGAGUUCCCCAAACCACUUUGAAUUCACACGCACAAACCACACCCGUGCCGGUGCGGACGCCAUGGGGGAGGAAGCGGAGGGCAUGGAGGUUGAGGCGGGCUCUCCGCCGCCGGCUAUUGUCGGGGACGGGGGAGAGCCGCCGAAGCGGGGGAGGGGGAGGCCCAAAGGGAGUGGCCGUGGGAGGGGCCGGAGCGCCAAGCCAUCCGACGAAGCGCGCGGUGUCGCGGUUGGGCGGCCGCCGGCUGUCGUCGGCGACGGGGGCGAGGAGACGAAGCGGGGGAGAGGGAGGCCCAAAGGGAGUGGCAUAGGGAGGGGCCGGAGCGGCGACCGGGCUCUCGGAUCGCCAGCGUUUAAGCCAUCUGAUGAAGCGCGCGGUGUCGCGGCUGGCCGGCCUCCGGCUAUCGUCGGGGACGUGGGCGAGGAGACGAAGCGGGGGAGGGGGAGGCCCAAAGGAAGUGGCAGAGGGAGGGGCCGGACCGGCGACCCGGCUUUCUCAUCGGCAGCGUUUAAGCCAUCUGACGAAGCGCGCGGUGUUGCGGCUGGGAACAGGGUGCUGAGGGAGAGGAGGCCGGCGCCGGAGUCCUUCCGUGAGCGCGGCACCGACGAUGAGGAGACUGUGGAUAAUCAAGUUUUUGAGGGUCUGAAAAAGCCCAAGAAAAGUGCUGCCGUGAAAAAGAUGGAACCCCAAAAAAGGAGAGCAGAUCAAGAGGGCAGCAAAGUCCAAUUCUCCAAAGGUGAAAUCCAUGGUGGAAACAAUGGGACUAGCAAUAAUGGGGUCCUGGAGCCUGCAAAGAAGCGGCAAAGAAGAGAUUCAGGGAAGGCUCCCAACACAGAAGAGGAAGUAGAUAAACAGGUUCGAUCCUCCAAGAAUAAAAAAUCUGGUGAAAGAUAUAAGAAUGGGAAGAAAAUGUUGACUGGGGAAAAUGCCCGAAUGUGUCACCAGUGCCAGAGAAAUGACAAAGGGAGGGUGGUCUGGUGUAAAGCAUGCAAUAACAAGCGCUUCUGUGUGCCAUGCAUAACCCAAUGGUAUCCUGAUUUGACAGAAGAUGAAUUUGCUGCGAAAUGCCCAUAUUGUCGCAAGAAUUGUAAUUGUAAGUCAUGCUUACGAAUGAGAGGAGUUGAAGAGCCCCCAAAGAAGGAAAUUUCUGAAGAAAAUCAAAUUCGUUAUGCUUGCCAUAUUUUGCGCUUGUUGCUUCCUUGGCUAAGAGAACUGCGACGGGAGCAGAUGGAGGAGAAGAAAUUAGAGGCUAGCAUACGAGGUGUUUCCAUCAAUGAAGUGAAGGUGGAACAGGUUGAAUGUGAUCUUGAUGAGCGUGUCUAUUGCUCUAUGUGUAAAACUUCGAUAUUUGAUUUUCAUAGAAGCUGUAAGAAUUGUCUCUAUGACUUGUGCCUCACUUGCUGCCGGGAGCUUCGCAAUGGUGAGAUCCCUGGAGGAGAAGAGGUGGAGAGUAUGCCUUAUGAAGAUAAAGGAAAGGACUAUGUUUUUGCCAAGAAAAUUCUGCCAAAUGCUGACAAUCGAAGUAUCUCAUUGAGGAGGCAGAUGGGCUCCCCAAAUUGCCCGCUGCUACUAUGGAAAGCAAAGAAUGAUGGUAGCAUACCCUGCCCACCAAAGGAAAUAGGAGGCUGUAGUGGUCCAGUUCUGGAUCUCAAAUGCAUGUUUCCGGAGAAGGUGCUCGCUGAGUUAGAAAGUAGAGCCGACAAAGCUGUUGAGAGUGAAAUAUUUGCAAAAGAAACAGCUUGCAGAAGUGAUCAGUGUGCUUGCUUUGAUCAUUCUGGUAAGAUAAGAUCUGACAUCAAGACAUUACGAGUAGCUGCGAAUAGGAAGGACUCAAGAGAUAACUACCUAUAUUGUCCAGUUGCCACUGGUAUCCAGGACGAUGACCUAGUGCACUUUCAGAUGCAUUGGGCAAAAGGUGAGCCAGUUAUUGUUUCUGAUGUCCUUCUACUAACCUCUGGCCUUAGUUGGGAGCCAUUGGUUAUGUGGCGGGCAUUGCGGGAAAGAGCCCAAGGCAGGGCAGAAGAUGAGCAAUUUGCUGUUAGGGCAAUAGAUUGCCUUGAUUGGUGUGAGGUAGAAAUUAACAUCCACAUGUUCUUUAUGGGAUAUAAAAUAGGCAGAGCUCAUCCCAAGCAUUGCUGGCCUGAGAUGCUUAAACUAAAGGAUUGGCCACCUUCUAGUAUGUUUGACAAGCGGUUGCCUCGCCAUGGUGCUGAAUUUAUCAGCGCAUUGCCAUUUCCUGAGUAUACUGAUCCACGAUAUGGUCCGCUAAAUCUUUCGGUCAAGCUUCCUAAUGGUGUACUGAAACCAGAUCUUGGGCCAAAAAGCUACAUUGCUUAUGGAUUUUCCGAAGAGUUAGGCCGAGGUGACUCAGUGACCAAGCUUCAUUGUGACGUUUCUGAUGCGGUAAAUAUCUUAACACAUACAGCUGAAGUCCCCAUUGAGACAUAUAAUCUUCCUCAAAUUGAGAAGGUCAAAAAGAAUAUGAGAGAUCAAGAUCUUCAAGAACUAUAUGGUGAUGUAAAUUCACACUCUGAGAUAAUUUUAGAGCCAUGUAUAGUUAAACCCCAGAAUAAAUCUGCUGAUGAAGCACCGAAGCUCAUAUGUGGUAUGGAAAAUGAUGAUACCCAUAAGGAUAGAUGUAAUGGUUUGCACAUAGAUGCUUUACCACCUGGUGAUAAUAGAGGUGAAGCUAAGGAUAUAGCACCAUCUUAUGAAUCUCUGAUACAAAACGGAAUACAUCAAGGUUUAGACCACAUUCAUGAGGUUAAUAAAUCUGGCGAGGUUCAUAAUAGAUCUCAUUGUAAUUCCAACAAUCAAGGUCAUCCUGACAGGAGCGUGCAUGAAAAUAAAGUCAGUGAUCCUCCCACGCCAGUUCUGAAGAAUUCAGAGAAAGAGGAAACUGGUGGCGCUUUGUGGGACAUAUUCCGUAGAGAGGAUUCUGAGAAAUUACAAGAUUAUAUAAGGAAGCAUGCCUCAGAGUUUCGGCACAUCCAUUGCAAUCCUGUGAAACAGGUUAUCCACCCAAUUCAUGAUCAGACUUUCUAUUUGACAGCCGAACAUAAGAGGAAGCUCAAGGAAGAAUAUGGUGUUGAGCCCUGGACGUUCGAACAGAAGCUAGGGGAAGCAGUUUUUAUUCCUGCUGGGUGUCCUCACCAAGUUAGGAAUUUAAAGUCUUGUGUCAAGGUUGCGUUGGACUUUGUUUCCCCUGAAAAUGUUGGCGAGUUUGUUAAGCUAACCAAUGAGUUCAGACGACUUCCAUCAACCCACAGGGCUAAGGAAGAUAAGCUAGAGAUCAAGAAGAUGGCUAUCCAUGCCCUUACCAACGUUAUAGGGUUCUUGGACCCUCACUUGAAAGGGUCGAAGAACUGGGGAACUGCAGAGAAAAAGCCUGUAAGGCGUGGCCGCCCAAAAGGUGUCUCUCGGGCUGGGAGGUGAUUGGGUUGCAUGAGAUUGCUGUGACUGAAACCCUUCUUUUGGAACAAACCUCACUAGUUCAGGAUGUGCAUCUUUAGUCAGGGUGCCUACUUUUGUGUAUGCUCGGUGACUGCUUCUGUUAAGAGUUAUUAGGUAAUUGCUCCUCAUUUCACUUGUUGAGGAAAUAUAAUAUAGUGCAGCAUAAUAAUGCUGUAGUGUAUGGGAGGAGCUAUUGCACAAUAUUAUUUUGAGCAUCAUCUCACCGCGGAUACCUGACCUUAAAUAGAAUUUAAAGGCAUUACUCAAAAGUACCUUAAGUA